This is a messenger RNA of Pelobates fuscus (common spadefoot toad), 1296 nucleotides long. Its product is annotated as TBC1 domain family member 20-like. NCBI's taxonomy places the organism in Eukaryota, Metazoa, Chordata, Amphibia, Anura, Pelobatidae. Gene Ontology annotation, molecular function: GTPase activator activity. Gene Ontology annotation, biological process: positive regulation of GTPase activity; endoplasmic reticulum to Golgi vesicle-mediated transport. The record is from RefSeq and is a predicted model, not a curated record. The transcript has 8 exons. The coding region runs from base 11 to 1210 and encodes 399 amino acids. Gene Ontology annotation, cellular component: endoplasmic reticulum membrane.
CGCUCCAAGGAUGAAAACAUUAGACCCUGCGAUAGACAGAACAUAUACUGCUACUCAACAACUCGUUCCAUAUGGGCAUCCACACGCUACAAACAAGGGUAUGUCUUGGCGCAAACAGAAGACUCUCCAAUUGCACCGAGCCCUGACCUCUGAUCCCAUUGACAUAGACACUCUGAGGAGUGCAGCAGUUGGUGAAGGGGGGCUUCUAAGCCAAGAGAUCCGUAGGAAAGUGUGGCCCAAACUUCUCAAUGUCAACGUCUUCUGCCUCCCCGCUAAACCAGGACCCGCUGUGCGGUGCAAUCAUAAAGAUUAUAAUCAGGUUGAGAUGGAUGUGAGAAGGUCUGUGCGCCGGUUUCCUGCAGGGAUGCGUGAUGCGGAGCGCUCUAUCUUGCAGCAGCAGCUGAUGGAUAUAAUUCUGUUCGUUCUUCAGUCUCAUCCAGAGCUUCAUUAUUACCAAGGAUACCACGAUAUCGCUGUCACUCUCCUACUGACUGUGGGACCACGUCUGGCUACCGCCAUGCUCUCCACCCUGUCCACACAUCACCUGCGAGAUUUUAUGGAGCAUACCAUGGAUCACACAAAGCACAUGCUUAAUUAUCUGAUGCCACUAAUACAGAGUCAAAGCACCCCGCUACAUGACUUCCUGUUCAGGUCAGAGGUCGGCUAUAUAUUCGCCCUAAGCUGGCUGAUCACGUGGUACGGACACGUUCUCAGUGAUUAUCACCAAGUCCUGCGCUUAUAUGACUUCUUCUUGGCCUCGCACCCGCUCAUGCCGGUAUACUGCGCAGCACAGAUGGUUUUAAUGAGAGAACAAGAUAUCCUGAGUGUUGAUUGUGACAUGCCCAGUGUACACCAACUUCUGUCCAACAUUCCCAAAGAUUUUCCAUUUGAAGACCUGGUUUCUAGAGCUCACACUCUCUUCCACAGACACCCUCCUUCAGAUGUAGUGAAGCGAGCAUCGUUGCAGAAAUAUAAAAGUAUUUCCAGCACUUCGUUCCAUUCCCUUCUGGUUUCUUCGUCCUCCCAGCGGCCGGACUUCGUGCUUUGUAAGCAGACUGUCACUGAGUCGAAGGCCCUCCUCCCUCGUUCCCAGAACACUCUGGUGAAAGUGGCCGUGUGGGGCCUGUCUGCCUCCUUGGGUGCCGUUGCACUUGUCAUCACUCAGAGCGCCCUCGAGUGGGGACCGGAAAUUCUGUUAGGACUAUUCUGAUGAUCCAAGGAUCGAUGGGAAUUGACGAGUCUUGUGAAAGAUUAAUCCUCCGGUGCUGAUAAUAUUGUAUAAUAUUGUGUAUUAUA